Callithrix jacchus (white-tufted-ear marmoset) is the source of this 1823-nucleotide messenger RNA. It is a transcript of the gene GFRAL, whose product is annotated as GDNF family receptor alpha like. Lineage: Eukaryota; Metazoa; Chordata; Mammalia; Primates; Cebidae. Gene Ontology annotation, molecular function: signaling receptor activity. Gene Ontology annotation, biological process: nervous system development. The record is from RefSeq and is a predicted model, not a curated record. Gene Ontology annotation, cellular component: external side of plasma membrane; signaling receptor complex.
AAACUUGUUUUUGUUGUUGUUGUUGUUAUUCAAGCUGUGGGCCUAAGCUUGGAAAAUGAAUACACUUCCCAAAGCAAUAAUUGCACAUAUUUAAGAGAGCAAUGCUUACAUGACACAAAUGGAUGUAAGCAUGCUUGGAGAGUAAUGGAAGAUGCCUGCAGUGAUUCAGAUCCAGGUGACAUCUGCAAGAUGAGGAAUUCAUCAUACUGUAACCUGAGUAUCCGGUACUUAGUGGAAAGCAAUUUCCAAUUUAAAGAGUGUCUCUGCACUGAUGAUUUCUCUUGUACUGUGAACAAACUGCUUGGAAAAAAAUGUAUCAAUAAAUCAGAUAACAUGAAAGAGGAUAAAUUCAAAUGGAAUCUAACUACACCUUCCCAUCAUGAAUUCAAAAGGAUGUGGUCCUGUUUGGAAGUGGCAGAGGCAUGUGUAGGGGAUGUGGUCUGUAAUGCACAGUUGGCCUCUUACCUUAAAGCUUGCUCAGCAAAUGGAAAUCCGUGUGAUGUGAAACAUUGCCAAGCAGCCAUACGGUUCUUCUAUCAAAAUAUACCUUUUAACAUUGCCCAGAUGUUGGCUUUUUGUGACUGUACUCAGUCUGAUAUACCUUGUCAGCAGUCCAAAGAAGCUCUUCACAGCAAGCCAUGUGCAAUGAACAUGGUUUCACCCCCUACUUGCCUCAGUGUAAUCCACAGCUGCCAAAAUGAUGAAUUAUGCAGGAGGCACUAUAGAACAUUUCAGUCAAAAUGCUGGCCGCGUGUGACUAGAAAGUGCCAUGAAGAUGAGAAUUGCAUUAGUGCCUUAAGCAAACAGGACCUCACUUGUUCAGGAAAUGAUGACUGCAAAGCUGCUUACAUAGAUAUCCUUGGGACGAUCCUUCAAGUGCAAUGUACCUGUAGGACCAUUACACCAAGUGAGGAAUCUUUGUGCAAGAUUUUCCAGCACAUGCUUCAUAGAAAAUCAUGUUUCAAUUAUCCAACCCUGUCUAAUGUCAAAGGCAUGGCACUGUAUACAAGAAAACAUGCAAAGAAAAUCACUUUAACUGGAUUUCAUUCCCCCUUCAAUGGAGAAGUAAUCUAUGCUGCCAUGUGCAUGACAGUCACCUGUGGAGUCCUUCUCUUGGUUAUGGUCAAGCUUAGAACUUCCAAGAUAUCAAAUAAAACAAGAGAUCCUUCACCGAUCCAAAUACCUGGAGAACUCUAAUUCAUUAGGAGUCAUGGACCCAUAACAAUCAUUUUCUUUUUCUUUUAUGUUUUUGGUUGUGGGGAGUUUCACCCUUGUUGCCCAGGCUGGAGUGCAGUGGUGUGAUCUCGGCUCACUGCAACCUCUGCCUCCCUGGUUCAAGAAAUUCUCCUGCCUCAGCUUCCGGAGUAGCUAAGAUUACAAGUGCCAGCCACUAUGCCCAGCUAAUUUUUUUGUAUAUUUAGUAAAAAUGGCAUUUUGCUAUAUUGGCCAGGCUGGCCUUGAACUCCUGACAUCCGGUAAUCUGCCCAUCUCAGCCUCCCGAAGUGCUGGGAUUACAGGCAUGAGCAACUGAGCCCAGCCAACAAUCAGUUUCUUUAAAGCAAGUCCAGCAGCUGAGCAACACACUAUUCCAUCUAUCAUCGAGAAGGCAAAUGAUAAAACAUUAGUUUAAAAUAUUUUGGUUUAUUGAGAUCAUUGGUUUCUUAAAAUGAAAAUAUUGGUUUUAAUUUUUAAUAUUGGUUUAUUAAGUAUAAUAUGGUAUGGUGAUGUUACUUUUUUCUUAAUACUCAAGAAAAAAUAUACAGAGGUAUCUUUUACAACACUGGAAUAGAAAUAAAGUUACCCUUGAAGGCAAAAAAUGUUAU